AACCAUUUCUAGAAAUGAUAAAGAAUUGAGCGCUUUCCAUCAGUAUGACUGCUAACAACUAGUUUUACUAGGGGCAAUAAAUACAUCUGCAGGUCAUCUUAUCUGAUAAUCAAUCAUAAUCAGAUAUCAGCACUUACUGCGCGCAACAGCAACUUUUCGAGCCAUCACAAUGGCCGCAAGCUUUACGCUGAAGCAAGUCCCUCUGGGCCUUCUGCGGCGCCAAACCCCAGUCAAUUCCAUCACAAAACGCUUCGCAUCAACUCUUUCUCAGACUCCAGGCGGCUACCCUCUCUACCCAUCCGUCAGCCAACUCCUCCUCCAAAAGGGAAUCCCCGAAUCCGAAGUCUCCAAAAUCCCCGCCACAGGACCAAAAGGUCGCUUACUCAAGGGCGAUGUUCUUGCAUAUCUCGGCGAAAUCACCGCGGGUUAUCCGGCCGAACAAGCAGCGCGCAUUGAGAAGAUGGGACAUUUAGAUCUUAGUAAUAUCAAGAUUGCGCCUCCUCCAGCACCACCAGCGCCUGCUGCGGCAGAAGAGCAGGUUCCAGAGUUGCCGUCAGAUAUUUCAAUUGCCGUUUCGAUUUCAUUGGAAUCUGUUCUCUCGACUCAGAAACGUAUCAAGGAUGCUAUUGGCGUCACUGUCCCAUUAUCAACAUUCAUCGCUCGAGCCACCGAAGUCGCGAACGGUGAACUCCCGCGCUCAGCAGCCUCAAAACCAUCACCAAGCGAACUAUUUGAUGAAUUACUCGGCGCUGCCCCCAUCAAAUAUACACGCGGAAACUACGUGCCGGAAAUUAAUACCGUGCCUCUCGAGGAAUUCGAAACUAUUGACGAGGACGUGACCAGCCAGCAAGAGGAGGUCGAUAUAAUUGAUAUCCUGGCGGGGAAUGUCUCGCCUCGACGAAGCAGUAGCAGCAGUAGUUAUGCUGCGGCCACAACCCCCGCUCCAUCUGCACUUAAUGUAUUCAGUCUUACAGUCCCAGCUGGCGAGGAGAAGAGAGCGAAGACUUUCUUGGAUCGUUUGAAUACGGUCUUGACUGUUGAUCCUAGUCGAUUGGUUCUUUGAGCGGAAUAUUGGUUAAAUGAACUGUUGUUUUAAUAGACUAAAAGAAAGGUGGAAUAAUACCUUCUUUAUGUACUGACUUAGUUUUCCUUCCUUGUCUGUCUUUUUUUUUGUUGAAUUGUAGAGCAUAUUGAUCAUGAAAUCUCAAUCGGUGGACUUUACCAAAAUU
Molecule: messenger RNA, 1229 nt
Organism: Talaromyces stipitatus ATCC 10500
Lineage: Eukaryota; Fungi; Ascomycota; Eurotiomycetes; Eurotiales; Trichocomaceae
Product: pyruvate dehydrogenase complex component Pdx1, putative
Exons: 2
Coding region: 170-1063 (297 amino acids)
Molecular function (GO): acyltransferase activity
Source: RefSeq, a predicted model, not a curated record